Colias croceus (clouded yellow) is the source of this 3136-nucleotide messenger RNA. RefSeq lists its product as uncharacterized. Gene Ontology annotation, biological process: proteolysis. The transcript is spliced from 10 exons. The record is from RefSeq and is a predicted model, not a curated record. Bases 258 to 2912 code for a protein of 884 amino acids. NCBI's taxonomy places the organism in Eukaryota, Metazoa, Arthropoda, Insecta, Lepidoptera, Pieridae. Gene Ontology annotation, molecular function: metallodipeptidase activity.
CGUAGCCUUUCGUAGCUUAAGAUUUCGCGUAACUCGUCCGUAGAUAGCGGCAAAAGCUACCCUGUAGCUACUCCUUGGGCUCGCUUACACCGAUACUUUUAAACUCUUGCUCAUUAUUAUUUCCGAUGUGUUUUUAUGAUGACACUGUUUUAACAUGCCAAAAAAAUGCACCUGUGGAAACAAUGAUUUUUGUAUAAUAUUGCAAAGGGAUAAAUUAUUGGAGUAUUUCGAUUGGUAAUGCAAAAUUAUAAAAAAUCAUGAUUCAAAUAGACGACUUUAAACGACCUUCACCAUCACCGUCUCGAUGCUCUGUACGCAGCGAUAGUCGGGUGUUUAGGCAGCCAAGAGUAAUUCAUGUGAAUCGUGAUGUUGCUACAAUGAUGGACGAUGAAACAAAUUGUGUUCCUCGAAGUGGAAGUACUAAUGAACCGACACUGAUAUCUGAUUUUGAACCUGUACAAACGGCACACGCUUCACAUUUUCGCUCGCGUACGUUUAGUGAUGGUUUUAUCAGAAAUACCAGUCUUGAACUUCUGCUAGGCGUAGACUGUGAUGCGUGCCUCGCGCUAGCCGCCCAAAGACAAUGCUAUAACCAGCACUUGUCAGACCAUGAAUUUGAUUUAGUUUGCAACUGUAAUGUUCAACAAAACAACUACCUUAAUUGCCACCGAGAUUCUGUGAAACAACGAGGUCACACGCUUAAUAUUUAUGAUAUGGACAGAAUUAAACGAGAAACGGGGCGUAAUAAUUUGAUUAAUGGAACACAUCGCAGUCUGGACAGGAAACAUAUUAAAAGUAAAAAUGUUUCAAAUUACAUUUCUAAACAAUUUAUAUCGUACGACCAAACAAAUACUCUCGUCCAAAAAAUUAAAAAAAAAUUAUCAAAUUUAAAACGAAUUGGAGGAGAAACAAUGUCGAAAAAACCACAAAACGCCGUUCAGUUAGCGGAGAUAAGUGCGAGCUCAACAAGCUCGCUGCGGAAGCUGUCGAUGUUAUCACUCGUAGAUAAGUCACAGAGGAAAACGAAUAGCCAAAGUUGCAUCUUUUCUGCUACAAGCUUACAAUCUAAAAAUGAUUUUAAAGAAAAUAUAAAUACUUAUGCAAACUUUUCAUCAAACGUUGAUCAAUGUUUCGAUCGUAUAAGAGAUUGCAACGCAGAAUUAUAUAAAUCGCAGAAAAAACCUAAAAUAAGAACUUUAGAUAGAAAUGAUGACGUUGUUUUACGCAGCUCUUCCUCGAUUAAAUUUUCCACCUUAGAUAACAGAAGUCGAUGUAGAGGUAUAAGAAGACAGAUGUCAUACAACGACUUUCCCUCGGAGAGAUUUGCGAGCGGGUUAUCAGAAACAUGGUCACCUGAUGAUUCGACUAAAACGCGAAAUAAUGUGUCAUCCGAAGACAGCCACCAGUUUGUGGAUGCUGAAAGAAGUGCAGGAAGCGAUCAUAGAGUUCUACAUGCACAAUGUACAUGUAAUACGGGCCAAAAUCAAAAAAUUCCAUCUAUUUUCUUCGAUCCGCAUGGAAAGAAACGGUCAGCUCCCGCACCCGAUGUGACGGACAGGGCACAAGAUAGAAUCUCUUGCAGUGCCUGUAAAUCCAGCCAGUGGCUUCCAAACACUACUACUUCUACAACUAGCCAUAGUUCUACCACAACUGCUGCCUCAUCACGUUUGUCAGGAUGGCAGCGACGUUGGUGCUGCGUGGCAGUGUUGGUGCUAGUGGCUGGUACAGCUUGCGUGGCGGGGCCUCUGGCACUGCGGGCGCCCCCCGGAGCCCCGCUGCAUGAGCGGCUUCGCCUUGCAGAACGUUUGCUACACGACACACCACUUAUAGAUGGCCAUAACGACUUACCUUGGAAUAUACGAAAAUUUUUACACAACAAAAUAAAGGACUUCCGGUUUAAUGAAGAUUUGAGAACGAUUUCUCCCUGGGCCACUAGCUCUUGGAGUCACACUGAUUUGCCUAGACUGAAGCAAGGUCGAGUUGCUGCCCAAUUUUGGGCAGCAUACGUCCCUUGUGACUCUCAACACAAAGAUGCGGUACAGCUUACCUUCGAACAAAUAGACCUGAUACAGCGUUUAACUGACAAGUACCACCCGGAGCUCACGUUCUGCACUUCAGCUGAAGAUAUUUUAACAGCACACGCUAACCACCGCCUGUGUUCGCUGGUAGGUGUUGAGGGUGGGCACGCUAUAGGAGGAUCCCUCGGAGUGUUGAGAACGUUAUAUCAAGUCGGAGUUCGCUACUUAACCUUGACGUCAUCGUGUGACACUCCAUGGGCAGAGUGCGCUUCCACCGACCGUCCAGAACCAAGUCUACGAGGUGGUCUUACGCCAUUUGGAAAGGUUGUUAUCAUGGAAAUGAACAGACUUGGAAUGCUGGUGGAUUUAUCACAUGUAUCAGAGCGCACUAUGCGUGAUGCGUUGGCAAUAUCGCGAGCACCUGUUCUCUUCUCCCAUUCAUCUGCGAGAUCAUUGUGCAAUGUAACACGCAAUGUUCCGGAUGGAGUUCUUCGUCUUGUUGCAGCUAACAAAGGCCUUGUAAUGGUCAACUUCUAUACAUCUUUUUUAACAUGCCGAACAACAGCCACCGUGCAAGAUGCUAUAGCUCAUAUAAAUCACAUACGCGAUGUGGCUGGCGUGGACUUCGUCGGUUUAGGCGCUGGAUAUGAUGGAAUUAAUUACACUCCCCAAGGACUGGAGGACGUAUCCUCGUACCCUUUACUAUUUGCGGAACUGAUGGAAGCUGGGUGGACUAUGGAAGAUUUGAAAAAACUCGCAGGACUAAACUUAUUGCGCGUAUUGAGUGCUGCUGAACGAGUAUCACGCGACCUUGCCUCAGCAAACGUCACACCUUACGAAGAUGUAGCUCCACGCACGAUAGAAUCGUACAACUGUUCUAGCCAAGAUGUAUAAAUUACUCACAUAUCUCUUUUCAUCAUAAGCAAUAAUAGGUACUUAUUCGACUGCAAUGUGCAGCUAGUGUAGGAAAUAAGACUCGUCAGCGAUCGCAUUUGUGCAUGCUCGCAGUACUGAAAAAUAAUAUUUCAAGUAUGUUUUUUGACUUUAGGUCUAUAUUAUAUUAAUAGAAUCUUAGAUGUAUAAAUCCCAAGCUUUAAUAACAUAAUGUAUCUUAGAAA